AAUGUUUCCUGGUUUGGCCUCGUCUCUUCCUCUGGGCUCUGAUGAGCGGAUGGCGGUUCUGGUCCGGUCCGGGCUCGGUCUGAGCCAGCGGGCCGGGUCAUGUGACGAUCAGGGAUUACAGAUUUAAUCUGACUGUCAUGAAGCCCAGAGAGGAGGAACUGAGCUGGACAGAGGAGGAAGGAAUGGCGGCGGCGGCGGCGAAGGAUUUCUGAGUCCAUUUUGGUUCUGAUGGAGAAUCAGAAAGGCUGCAGCUGCUGGCCCUUCAAGAUGAAGGCGGAAAACCCGGAUGAGACGGGAAGCAGAACCAACAGCUUUCAGAGGAAGAAACCGCCGUGGCUGAAGCUGGACAUCCCGACCAUCCAGCUGACGCCGGACGAGCCGCCGCCGGCCGCCGCGCCGCAUGUUGGGUCACGUGUUGCUGCAGUCAGACGCAGCAACGAGGCGCAAGACAAAAACGAAUUCCAGCCUGUGAAGCGAGUGCGCAGUGUGAGCAUGCCCGGGGAAAAUCCACACACACACUCUGCUGCCAUGGAAACGUCCAACGGCUACCUCAAACCUCCAGUGGAGAAAAUGGCCGUCAUGCAGUCCAUCAAGAGUGAGAAGCGGGUUCACUUCGACCGCCUGAACACCGUCCCUCCAAAGGGCCAGCGCUGCUCCAGGAGGGCGUCGACCGGUCGCCGGCGCUCUUGUGUUCCUAAAAUUCUGGCCCGGCGCCGCUCGUCUAUCCCCAAACAGAUCAUCAGGGGGACGGCUGAUUGGUUCGGCGUGAGUAAGGACGGCGACGGCGGCCAGCGCUGGAGGAGGCGGAGCCUGCAGCACUGCAGCCAGCUGUUCGGGGGCCUGAAGGCCCAGGUGACGCUGCUCAGCCUGGACAGCCUGUCCCUGUCCAGCACCGACCCCCACCCUGACCCCGACCCGACCCCCCGCCUGUCCCCACGCCGCCACCGCUACGGGAUGCAGCGGGUCGUGGACCCCUUGGCUCGCGGUCGGGCCUUCCGGAUGGGGGAUGACCUGGACGGACCUGGCGCCCCUCAGACGCCGCUCACCCCAGGCUCCGCCUCCCUCUGCUCCUUCUCCAGCUCACGCUCCGCCCUCAACAGGUUGCCACGGCGACGCAAGCGGGAGUCCGUGGCCGUCAUGAGCAUCAAGGCUGCCGCGGCGCUGAUGAAGGGUCGGACGGCGGCUGAGGGCGGCACCGGGAGGCGGAGGCGGAGCUUCAUGCCUCCCAGUUUCUAUGACGACGACACGACGGAUUUCCCGGACGAGUUGGACACUUCGUUCUUCAGCAGAGACGGUUUCCAGGAAGAGACGUCCAGCUACGCCGACGACGUGUUUGAGACGCCGUCAGAGACCGACCUGCAGCGGCUGGAGCCCGGCGCCGAGAGACGAAACGCUCCGCCAGGAAACGCUCCGCCAGGAAACGCUCCGCCAGGAAACGCUUCGACAGGAAACGCUCCGCCAGGAAGUGCUGUGGACCGGACCAAGCUGGAGCGGACUCACCUGAUGCUGCCGCUGGAGCGAGGCUGGCGGAAGGCGAAGGACGGCACGCUGCUGCAGCAGGAGGCGGCGAGCGGGCCGCAGCGGCGCGGGCGCAGGAUCGCGGCGCCGGUCCAGAAGCUGUUCGCCCGGGACAAGAGGCCGUACGGACUGGGCAUGGUGGGCCGACUCACCAACCGGACCUACCGCCAGCGCCUGGACAGCUUCGUCCAGAAGCAGAUCCAAGACAUGGACGACCACAGGCCUUUCUUCAGCUACUGGAUCACCUUCGUCCACCUGCUGGUCACCGUCCUGUCCGUGUCCAUCUACGGCAUCGCGCCGCUCGGAUUCACGCAGCACGAGACCGUCGACUCUGUGCUGAGAAAUAAGGGAGUUUAUGAAAACGUGAAGUUUGUGCAGCAGCAGAACUUCUGGGUCGGUCCGAACUCGGAGGCGCUCAUCCACCUGGGUGCGAAGUUUUCUCCAUGCAUGCGUCAAGACGAAGAGAUCCAGCAGCUGAUUGAGGAGACAAAGGUGAGAGAACGACAAUCCGGCUGCUGCGUCCGGAACGACCGCUCCGGCUGCCUGCAGACGCUGCAGGAGGAAUGUUCGAACACCCUGGCAGUUUGGGUGAAGUGGCCUCAACACGCCAGCGCUCCAUAUCUAGAGGGGAAACCACGGCAACACGGCUCAGUCUGCCACCAGGACCCCAGAAUCUGCCAAGAACCCGCUUCAGUUUCACCGCAUGAGUGGAGCGACGACAUCACACAGUGGCCGAUCUGCACUAAGCUGGAUUCUGGGAACCACACCAACCUGCCUCACAUCGACUGCAGCAUCACGGGCCGGCCCUGCUGCAUCGGCACCAAGGGACGGUGUGAAAUCACGUCCAGAGAAUACUGCGACUUCAUGCACGGAUACUUCCAUGAGGAAGCUACGCUCUGCUCACAGGUGGCCUGUAUGGACGAUGUCUGCGGCCUGCUGCCGUUCCUCAACCCACAGAUCCCAGAUCAGUUCUCCCGCCUCUGGCUGUCUCUCUUCCUGCAUGCCGGCGUCCUGCACUGCCUGGUCUCGGUGUUUUUCCAGAUGUCGGUUCUCAGGGAUUUGGAGAAGUUGGCCGGCUGGCUCCGGAUCUCCAUCAUCUACCUGCUGAGCGGCGUCACAGGAAACCUGGCCUCCGCCAUCUUCCUGCCCUACAGAGCAGAGGUGGGUCCCGCCGGCAGCCAGUUCGGCAUCCUGGCCUGCCUCUUCGUGGAGCUUUUCCAGAGCUGGCAGAUCCUGGAGCGGCCGUGGCGAGCGUUCGCCAAGCUCGCCGCCAUCUCCGUCUUCUUCUUCUCCUUCGGUCUGCUGCCGUGGAUCGACAACUUCGCCCACGUCUGCGGCUUCCUGUCGGGCUUCUUCCUGUCCUUCGCCUUCCUGCCGUACAUCAGCUUUGGCCGCUCCGACUCGUACAGGAAGCGGCUCCAGAUCUGCGGCUUCCUGCUGGUCUUCCUGGGUCUGUUCGCCGCGCUGGCCGUCCUCUUCUACGUUUACCCGCUAAAAUGCGACUGGUGCGAGUUCCUCACCUGCGUCCCGGUCACAGACAAGUUCUGUGAGAAGUACGACCUGAACGCACACCUGCUCUGAGCGCCAGAACCGGGUCUGAGCGCCAGAACCGGGUCAGAUAUCCGCUUCCUGGUGGCGCUGCAGGAACCUUCUGGAACAAAUGCAUCUCUUCUGGAUCAGGAGGACCAGAGUGCGGCGGAUCAGAGCCGCUGCAGGGGGGAAAG
Molecule: messenger RNA, 3242 nt
Organism: Poecilia latipinna (sailfin molly)
Lineage: Eukaryota; Metazoa; Chordata; Actinopteri; Cyprinodontiformes; Poeciliidae
Product: inactive rhomboid protein 1-like
Exons: 20
Coding region: 229-3099 (956 amino acids)
Biological process (GO): regulation of protein secretion; regulation of epidermal growth factor receptor signaling pathway
Cellular component (GO): endoplasmic reticulum membrane
Molecular function (GO): serine-type endopeptidase activity
Source: RefSeq, a predicted model, not a curated record